Messenger RNA from Copidosoma floridanum, 1546 nucleotides. RefSeq names its product SNF4/AMP-activated protein kinase gamma subunit (gene SNF4Agamma). Gene Ontology annotation, molecular function: protein kinase binding; AMP binding; protein kinase regulator activity. Gene Ontology annotation, biological process: regulation of catalytic activity; protein phosphorylation. The record is from RefSeq and is a predicted model, not a curated record. NCBI's taxonomy places the organism in Eukaryota, Metazoa, Arthropoda, Insecta, Hymenoptera, Encyrtidae. Gene Ontology annotation, cellular component: cytoplasm; nucleus; nucleotide-activated protein kinase complex.
AACGAAUCUAGGAGGAAACGCCUUACUUUUUAUCUUUGUAUUAGAAUGUCUUAAGCAUCAUUGAAAUUGGUGAAAAGAAUCUGUUUCACUGUUAUCCAUGUCAUCCUCACCAACACAAAAUGAAAAUGCGACAUUUUCUCUGAAAAAAAUUGAUGAGAACAAAAAAUACUUUCAUGAUUCUAAGACGAAUAAAAAUGGGACAGACAAAGAAGAUAGACGAAGUCAAAAUUCAUCAUCUCCGUCCUCAAGUUCUACCUCUGACGAUGAAUCGGAAACAAGUUCGGAAGAAAAACCAGAAUCCUAUAAUCAAAAUGUAAAAAAAAAAAACAUUCAGACUACAUCUACAAUAGCCUUUAGUGAUAAGGGCGACGAGGUAACAGAUGAAAGUGACAUUGAAGAUGAUCUUGUGUCUGCAAUUAAUUAUAACACAAUCACUUCUUUGGCUGCUUUAAAAGAUAUGUUGCAAUCUUCUGGAGAGGAUUCAGAAGGAGUUGAUAGCUUUUUUAAUCAUUAUUUUUUAUCUCAUGUAAAUCGAUUGCCUUCAAGAAAUCAAACUCAUAGCCCUUACCCCUGGGGAAGACGAUUAUCUGAAUGCCGCGAGGAAGAUGAAUAUGAAACUGAAGAAGGAAAAGCUAGCGACUCAAAAGAAAUCUGCUCCACUCAAAGUGCAGAAAUUUUAUUUGGUCAGGAAUCCAAAGAUGAGCAAAAAACUAGUGAAUCAACAGUUUGUCAUCCAUCUUCUUCUUUUGAAAAACUGAGUCCAAAGAAAACGGAGAUAAACAUCAUACAAAAUUUGAAAAAUGUAGAAUCUCAGUCUACUUCAUGUUUGGCAUCAAUAAAAGUCACUAAUUGCAGUUUCAUAUCACCACCAUCAAGAAAAUCAUCUUUACGUCGACGAAACACUACGGGUCCAGGAAUGGUUCUUCCUGCAAUGGAUAAUCUUAGCGAUAGUGCUAGUACGACGUUUUCAAAAAUUAGUCCUCUUCAAAGUCCACAUUUAGAUAAAAGAUUUUUUGACUCUAGUCUCAUUGAAAUGAAAAGUCAAGCAAGUAGUUCUAGUACACUUGAUUAUGAUUCUACUGACGAAAUAUGGAUUCGUAGAAUAGAUGUUCGACAGGACUACAAAUAUCAAAACUUGGGCUCAGAAACAUUACCAGUGGCUGGUGCAGAAGGCAGUGAUUCAGCACUUUUUUUUAAUGAAACGCAUAAUCGUCCAAGAGCAGGUACUUGGGAUAAUAUGACUUCAAUUCAAAAAGGAUUGUCAGAUUAUAUUACUACUCCCACAAAAUCCAUGUCUCGGUCGCACCAGCAAAUUGAAUCAACAAAAAAGUUCAUUUCGUCCCAGCGUGAUUUAAUCAAUAAACACGGUAGACGAAAUAAUAAUUAUGAGAGUAAAAAAAGUAUAGAAUCAUUUUCUUUUGCUAGUAGUAGUCCAUCUCAAAAGAAUGUACGGGAUGCAUUUCGACCUAGAAGUAAAUCAGAUGCAAGUAAAACAAAGAAACCUAGUAUAAUCACAAACAUGAAAAAUGUCGUGCAGUUGAUAUAA